Messenger RNA from Cherax quadricarinatus, 4656 nucleotides. Lineage: Eukaryota; Metazoa; Arthropoda; Malacostraca; Decapoda; Parastacidae. The record is from RefSeq and is a predicted model, not a curated record.
AGGCUACCUACCUCUAGUCUCAGUAGUGUUACUAUCACCGUGUCUUGUAGACUAUCCGUCUACGAUAGUCACGCAGCCGCCAGACUACUGUCUACAUUUACCAGAUAGGCCUACCUUCGCCAGCCUACAACCUUUCAAGCAGGUGCUGGCGAGAGUUAGGAGACAUGGCAUGGUAGUAUGGCGGGUGGGCAGCAGGCGGGGCAUUACCCCCCCAUACCCGAGUUCCUUGCCGCUGACCACUACUGGGGGUCGAGCCGCCGCUCCGGCCACCCCAUUAUCAGACCCAAACCCAGAAGACCAGAUGUGCACCGUGGGGAGGGUGGUGCCAUGCUCAGAACACAGCAGCAGCAGCAGUCACCACAGAGCAGCACCAGCAGCAGUAGCAGCAGAGACCUCACCUCAUACACCCAGCAGCAGUCACCACAGAGCAGCAGCAGUAGCAGCAGCAGCAGUAGUAGGGAUCUGACGCCAUACACUCAGCAGCAGCUGGUUAAGACGCCAGCCAGGGAGGUGGGAAGUGCGUCCAGCACAGCACUCAAGACGCCGCCUACACGAGACCAACCCCAGGGUCGCGGACGUGAGGGUAGCAGAGCUGGGUCGCGAGAGCGCCUGGUUAUGGCUCCCUUAAGUCUGGCCCACCGCGACUACCCUCGUCAUGACUACUACCAACACAAGCCUCAGGACUAUCCCAGUAAGCUGCAGGACUAUCCCAGCAAGCUGCAGGACUACUCCAAGACUCAGGACUACCCCACGAAGCCCCAGGACUAUCCCAGCAAACCCCAGGACUACCCCAGCAAGAAUGGAGGGAAUACCCCAGUGUACAAGGCUCAGAGCCGAGAGGUAGUGCCAGCCCAGCGCCAGCAGUCCCCUGGGGUGGCUCUAGGGAUGCUGGGGUCCACUGGGGGUGGUGCUCUCAGGGAACGGGUAGCUUCACCCCACAGGGUGACAUCCCCUCCAGUAAAACUCCAGGAGCAACAGAGAAUGGCCAGUCCACCCAUCAAAAUGGCUGACCCUCGUCCCCAGCAUGACUACCUAAAACCCGAUAUGUCUAAAUUAGACAUUUCUUCUGUGGGAGCCCCCAGAGUAAGCCCUGCAGGUAUCAGCAGCCAUUUUGUACAACAAUACCCUGAACGUGAUACCCCAUCUCAGGUUAACAAUACCCCAUCUCAGGUUAACAAUAGCCCAUCUCAGGUCAACACCAGUACCACCAAUGCAGUGUGGGAAGGUAGCUACCCAAUGACUACCGAGAAAUACCCAAUUUCGGGGCAUCUUAGCUCUACGUAUGCUCCUCUGCCCUUGACGGCAUUGCACAUGCAAUCUUCACCGUCUCAUGGCCAGAGGCUGCAACACGACCCACCAGAAAAGGUUAUCGAUGCCCUCGAAGUGAAGAAGGAUAUUAGUUUUUCAUCCAGUAAUAAUAACAAUAGCUGUAUGGAUGAUGCCCUGGAUGAUAAGUACCGCGACUACCCAGCAGAGAAGGACUUAGGCGACCCUGAAGUCCUAGUCGACGGCUGCGAUCUGAAGAAGCUAGCCGAAGUCACUAGCAAGAUGGCGCUCACUGUCCUGCCAGAUGAUGUUGACACUUACAACGAACUCAACAAACAUCACCUGAAUAGCCACCUGAGUGCUCACCUGGGCCACCUGGGACGCCCUGCGGGCCAGCUGACUCCUGAGAGCACAGACUGCGGCUCUCUAAGCAAGAGUUCCUCAGACGGUGACCACAUGAUGCAUCGCAAACGGCCACCGACCAAACUCAAGUCUAAGAGACGGAAUAUUCUCUCCUUCCCUCACCACCUGUCAGUUGACGAGCUGCGAGUUAUACAGCGACGACAGGACUCAUAUGGCGGUGGAUCAUCCUCGGAUGAGAACAGGUCGUCAGGCCACGCCUCCAUGUCAGAUGACCACACCUCCUCGUCUCCACCCAUCGACUCCCUGCCCAGGCACGACCACCUCAGGUCCAACCUGAAGGUCGUUCCUGAGGAUGAACGACUAUCAGCGGCUGUCACCUCUGUUGGGGCCGGCUACAAGGGUGCCGGCUCGGCCAGACGUGGCCAACAGUGGCCCAGGCACAGGGCCACACCUUCCAAGGAUGACCUCUCACUGACCCUGGAGAGUGCCAGUGGCCUGGAGGAUAUCAAACAAGCCAUUGAGCAGCUCACAAUGCGUUCCCAAGGCUCAAGAACUAGCUACUCCACCUCCACCUACUCCUCCAUGUCAGGCUCUGAGGGCGAGCCAGUUCGAAGAUUGAUGAGGCACUCGUCCUUGGAAACUAUUAACACUAAUGUCACGGCCGCUGAUGAGUUUGUUUGGGUUGAUUCCCACAACAGAUUGGUUGAGCUUCAGCAGCUACCGUGGAGCAACCAUGAUGUGCUACGAGUGGUGCAGCAGGGCCGGGUGAGGGAGCAGCUAGACAGAGUGUCCAUGGAGGCGGUGCCGCGACUGUCGUACCUGCUGCAGCGGGCACUGGUUAGGGUGGCGCGUGAGGCUCAGAGGCUCACUCGACCCCUGGCAAUGUGUAGCAAGCAGGAAGUCUCCUCUGCUCUCAAGAUUGUCCUGUCUCCAGCUCUGGCUGAUUCCUGCAUAAAGGCAUGUCUACGAGCCGCUGCCAUGUACACAGUGUGUGGAGACCAGUUGAGACAAUCGAAGAGUGCUCGGGCUGGUCUGAACCUCUCAGUGGGCCGCUUCAUGAGGUGGAUGUGCGAUGUCAGGAUCGGAAAAUUUAUCCAUGAGUAUGCUGCAGUGUACCUGACGGCUGGUAUGGAGAAUUUAUUGGAAGAAAUGGUACUGCAGUGUCUGCCAGCGGAAGAUGACCACAUGUUGACAGCCAGUGUUCUCGAACAUGCUAUUGCCAACAAUGGGGACCUCUGGGGUCUAUUGCAACCGUAUGCUCACCUCAACGCCGGCAGAACGGCUACUGGUGCUCUGUGUUUGCCACGAUGGGCAAGUACGUGCAGCAUCGAGGCAGCCUCUGUCAGUGGAUCCUCCACUGGUGCCAGCAGAGGAAGCGGAGGCAGUGGUGCCAGCUCAGGAGGCGCAACUGGAAGUGGUGGAGCUUCGACCACUACGUCGGGAGCCAGUGAGGGCAGCGGCAGUGGAGGCUCCGGCAGCGGUAAUGGCGGACCUCAGCCGUCGAGGUGUUCCUCCAGCAUGACACUCACUCCAGAGGAACACUCCAGGAGCAGCAAGACACUGGAGCAGUCACUGCUGACAACAUGCGUGGGAUCCCUGGCCGAGCUGAGCGAACUACUGAGCCGCGUGGCACCGCACCAUCACCGCGCUGCCAACAGCAACUCGCCAACACGGGCUCAGGUAACGUGGGGCCCAUCCGCUCUGCAUGCUCUAUUCUACUUCAUGAGGUGUAGUCAACUGGAGCAUGCUGAGCAUGCAUCUCGAGCACCGAUCCAGGAGCUAGUGUAUGAGCGGCCGUACAUCGUGUUACCACCACUGCUGGAGUGGGUGCGGGUGGCCACGGCCCACACCGAACACCGUCACUCCACUGUCGUUGACAAGGAUGAUGUGAUGCAGGCAGCCAGGCUCCUCCUCCCUGGGGUCGACUGUCCUGUCAGGAUGAUUGGAUAUGAGGAGUUGAUGUGUCCUCGACGGCAGUUGGAUGAGAUGGAGUGCGCCAAGAAAUUCAAAGUGGAUCUUGCCUUUAAGAUGCUGUCCUGCGGCCGUACUGACCUGGUACCCCAUGCGCUUCAGCUCCUGCCCGCCACCAAGGUCAAUACAGUCAAUGAAUACGGCUUAACGCCACUCAUGCUGGCGUGCAUCCGGGGUGAUGAACCAAUGGUCAACAUGUUACUGGACGCUGGGGCUGACGUAGAUGCUGAGACACCACCGACGGGUCCGGCCUACCUCAUGGCCAACCCUGAGACGCAACACUGGACAGCUCUCACCUACGCGGCCAUACAUGGCCAUAUUAACCUGGCCAAGACCCUGCUGGAGAAGGGCGGCAAUGUUGAGGGCGGCGCCAGGCUGGCCGAAGAGAAAUGUACAGAAACACCACUACAGGUUGCGGCGGCAGCUGGUCACACAGACAUGAUGGCUCUGCUCUUGUCGUAUGGCGCUAACCCGUACCUCUCCACACUGAUGAAAGAUUCACUGUGUUACUCCGGCGCUGCCCAGCGUGGUUGUUAUGCCGCAAUCGCUGUUGCUGCCGCUCACGGUCAGAAGUCUAUCCUGCAUAAGCUUUUGUCGCAGCCACAGCAUGCAUCAGCCAGAGAGGUGCUGUCCUUGGAGGAAAUCCUGGCAGAGGGCGCUAACGGCAACACCUGUGACCGUGACCGCCGACCUGGGCGCCAGAUGUGCAUCAUAGACGACCCUGUGGGACGAGGAAGCAUCGCCUCAUCUGACUCGUCGCAGGUUGUCAAACUCACCAAGCAGCAGAUCAAGACGCUUCAGGAGGCCAUGUAUCACUCGGCAGAAUCCGGCCAUCUGGAAAUGACUUUGGACUUGCGGAACCUGGGCGUGCCGUGGACCUUACAUUGCUGGAUGCAUACAUUGGCCACUGCACAUGAGCACCGCCUUGAGUCCAUCAUUGAUCAAUUGUUGCAAGACUUUCUCCAGGUUUGGCCAGAUGAUUAUUCUGCUCAGUUUGUGGAUGAAUGUCUACCACUACUCUUCACUAUCUUCAGAUACAGUAAGAUUGAUAGCUAA